This is a messenger RNA of Ctenopharyngodon idella (grass carp), 4609 nucleotides long. RefSeq names its product tripartite motif-containing protein 16-like. The transcript has 6 exons. The coding region runs from base 234 to 1868 and encodes 544 amino acids. Gene Ontology annotation, molecular function: zinc ion binding; protein binding. The record is from RefSeq and is a predicted model, not a curated record. NCBI's taxonomy places the organism in Eukaryota, Metazoa, Chordata, Actinopteri, Cypriniformes, Xenocyprididae.
CAGAACUCAUAAUUAUAAUGUUCUGGAUUCCGCUUAAAGGCCACAUAAACACAGCAGGAAAAUUACUCUCCUUGAGCAUGAAUGAGGAAGCUGCUUUACAGACGCGCCUGUUUUCCACACGUCACUCAAACACAGAAGCAGGAAGCUAUUUCAACUCGUCAGUUCAGGGAAACAGAAACUGAAGUAUUGUUGAGCUGUUGUGUGUUUGUGUCUCUCUGUAUUCAUGCAGUAAAAUGGCAGAAGCCAGAAUUUCAGUCGAUCAGAAUGAGUUCAUGUGUCCAGUGUGUCUGGAUCUCCUGAAGGAUCCAGUGACCAUUCCCUGCGGACACAGUUACUGUAAGAGCUGUAUUAUAUGCUGCUGGGAUCAGGAGGAUGAGAAGAGAGUCUACAGCUGUCCUCAGUGCAGACAGACCUUCAGUCCAAGACCUGCUUUAGGUAAAAACACCAUUCUGGCUGAAAUGGUGGAGAAACUGAAGAAGACUAAACCUCCUGGUGACUGUUACGUUGAAGCUGGAGACGUGCAGUGUGACGUCUGUACUGGAAGAAAACACAAAGCUGUCAAGUCCUGUCUGGUGUGUCAGGAGUCUUACUGUCAAACUCAUUUUGACCAUCAUGAGGAAUUUCACUCUCGUAAGCCACACAAAGUGAUCGAUGCCACUGGACGACUGCAGGACAUGAUCUGCCGUAAACAUGAUAAAGAGCUAGAAAUGUACUGUAUCACUGAUCAACAAUGCAUCUGUGUGCAGUGUAAGGAGUAUGAACAUAAAAACCACAACACUGUAUCAACUGCAGCACAGAGGACAGAGAAACAGAAACAGCUGAAGGAGACGCAGAUAAAGAUUCGUCAGAGAAUCCAGCAGAGACAGAAAGAUCUUCAGCAGCUGAGAGAGGCUGUGGAGUCUCAUAAGCGCUCUGCACAGACAGCAGUGGAGGACAGUGAGAGGAUCUUUACUGAGCUCAUUCACUCCAUUGAGAGAAGCCGCUCUGAGGUCACACAGCGGAUCAGAGAUCAGGAAAAGGCUGCAGUGAGUCGAGCUGAAGGACGACUGGAGCGACUGGAGCAGGAGAUCAAUGAUCUGAGGAGGAGAGACGCUGAGCUGGAGCAGCUUUCACACACACAUGAUCACAUCAAAUUCCUGCAGAGUUUCCAGUCUCUCUCAGCACCUCCCGAAUCUACAGGCGAAUCUAAUGAUCCCUUCAGUUCUCUCUUCUCUUUUGAUGGCAUGAGAGAAUCUGUCCGUCAGCUGAGAGACAAACUGGAGGAUUUCUGUAAAGGGGAGAUCAUAAAGAUCUCUGACAGAGUCACUUUCACUAACAUGAAUCCCAAGACCAAGAAUGACUUCCUACAGUAUUCCCAUCAGCUCACUCUGGAUCUGAACACAGUGCAUAAACGCCUCUGUCUGUCUGAAAGGAACAGAGUGAUUACUAACACUGACACAGUCCAGCCGUAUCCUGAUCAUCCAGACAGAUUUGAUUAUUAUCGUCAGGUGUUGUGUAGAGAGAGUGUGUGUGGACGCUGUUACUGGGAGAUUGAGUGGAGUGGGAAUAGUGUGCGUAUAUCAGUGUCAUAUAAGAGCAUCGGCAGGAAGGGACAGGGUUAUGAGUGUGCGUUUGGAUAUAAUGAUCAGUCCUGGAGUUUGGACUGCUAUUCCUCCAAAUACUCAUUCAUACAUAAUAAGAUAAAGACUGCUCUCCCUGUAAAGUCUAUCAGUGGUAAAAUAGGAGUGUAUGUGGAUCACAGUGCAGGAACUCUGUCCUUCUACAGCGUCUCUGACACAAUGAGCCUCAUCCACACAGUCCAGACCACAUUUACUCAGCCGCUCUAUCUUGGGUUUUAUGUUUGGUCUGGAUCAGUGAAACUGUGUUGAUGUUUCAGAAUAGAUUGUAGAGAGAUUUUACCCAUAAUACUUUGAGCUUCAUGAGAAAUCAGUAACAUUGAGAUGUUACAGGGUGUUAUUUCCUCUUCUUUACAUUAAUACAGCUGAACUUCUUAAACUGAAAUAACAGAAUAAAUGUGUGUAUUAAAUCCUCAUAGAGACAGCCCUUACGAAAAAGUGUGCUAUUAGUAUACUUCUUUUAAACUAAAAAUAAGAAAGUAUACUUUCAGUCUACUUUUUAUAUACUUCUCAGAAAUAUACUUUAUGUACUUCUCAGAAAUAUACUUAAAAUUGCACUUAAGUAUACUUGACUUAUACUGUCAGAAAAGUAUAUCCAUUGGUUUCACAGACAAGGCUUAAGCUAGUCCUAGACUAAAAUGCAUGUUUGAGCUGUUUUAACUGAAGGCAACUUGCUCUGACAUAUCUUAAAAUAUGUCACUGCCAUUGUUUUGUCUCAAGAUGCACACCGGUAAUGUUUUUUUCUUGGGUAUGUUUAUAAAAGCUACUUAAAUACCCUAAAUGAACUAAGGCCUAAUCCUGGCUUAGUCUAAGCCAUGUCUGUGAAACCGGGCCUAUGUAUAUUUGGACAAUACUUGUACUCAAUCUUUAGUAUACUUAAAAGUAUAAUUAAGUAUUCUAAGUAUACUUGGCUUAAUCUUUUGAUUGAGUAGCCUAUUAAAUACUUUUUUCACAUAGUUUUACAUACUUUCUUAUAAACUUACAUUGUUUGAAAAUAUUGAUUUAUAAAGAAAACAGAUAUGUUCCUUAAAUGAGUGUGUGAAUUUUUCUGUAGGCUAGUCCACUUGUAAUGUACAUGGGAAUUUACUUCAAAUCUACUUUACUCUUUCUCCGCCAUUCACUGAAUUUUAUCCAUGUUUUCACUGUUAUAUGGUAGGAGGUGCUGUUACACAUCUUCUGAAAGAGUACAGAAUCUCUGGAUCAAAACACAGGCGAAGAAGAAGCAGAAACAAGUGAUAGAAGAUUGUUCACGCAAAUGUAAAAUAACGUGAUCAUCAAACAGCAUGUAAAUCAAAACUGCCUAACUGAAAUGUCGACCCAGAACGAGCUAUAGGACUGUGAAGCUUUGGGGGUGUUAAUGGACUUGAUCUACUCCAUCUGUGUUUUGAUCAUCUUUCUGAAUCAUAUCCGGACGUAGUCUUUUACAAAAAUGCAAUUUUCUCAGCUUUUUGUUUAAAAUGUUGGCCUUUUUUAAUGAAACUUACCCACAUUUAAGUGCUGAUUAAAAAAAAAAAAAAAAAAAAGGAUUCAUGAAGCUAGAAUAAAAUGUUUUUAAAAUGGAAAGAGUUUAAGGUAUAUUUCAAGUUUUAAAAAAUGACACCUAAAUAGGAACAUAGUAUACGUAAAGUGCAAAAAUAAUAUAUAAAAAGUAAACCAUAAGUGUGAUGUUAUGUUCACUUAAAGAAAACUUACAAGUAUACUUGCACUAAAUUAGUAGUUUACUGAGAGUAUACUUCAAAGUGUACUUUCAUAUACUAAAAAUGUGCUACUAGUAUUAAAAUAGUAAACUACUAGUAUACUUAUAAGUUCACUUGUGGUACAGAUGCAUGAGAAAUGAGAAACGUAGCUGUGAACUGUGAACUAGUAAACUGUGCACUUAAAGUUCACUACUGUUACACUUAUAGUACACUUAAACGUAUACUUCCAAUUUAGUCCCAAGCAGUACUGAAAUAGUACACUUACAAGUUUGCUACUAGCAUACUUACUACAUGAAAUAUUCUUAAAAGUAUACUUGAACAUUACUUAAGUAUACUUCAUAAAAUGAACAUGAAGUAUACUUCUUUUUCAGAAGGGAGUAGUGUGCGCGCGCGCGUGUGUGUGUGUGUAUCAGUGCUUUUCUCAAACUCUAAUUGUUUUGAUGGAAAUCACAUUCAUUUAGUUUUUAUUGUAGUGACAAAUAAAUACAUAACUCAUUUUUAUUAUUACUAUCAAAAGCACCUUUCAGUUAAAUGAUCAAACACAGGGUUCAUUACAAAAUGAACAGAUUGAGGAUAGUGUGAUUUUGAAUAUUGAAAUAACAGAAACAUUUGUGAACAAUGUAAAGAGUGAAGAUGUGGAAAAUGAUAUUAGUAGUGGAGAAAAUAGUGUUAGGAAAAAAAAGACAUUUCAAAAUGUGAGGGAAAUUGUGCUGCAGAAGAUGAGGGAUGAAGAAACACUGGGAUUUCACAUAUUGGGUCACUUAUAGAGAAGCAAGAAGAAUACAAAAAAGAAAAAGUACAUAACUAUUUUCGUGAAGCUGCACUUUACUUUACUUCACCUUAAUCUUUUUCAUCUGGAAUCUUUUUCUUUUUAUCCAGAACUUCAAAGCUCACUGUUUUUUGCAACAUCAACACUGAUACUAUAAAUUUCUGGAAAGAACUAUAUUUUACAUCAACAACUUUAUCAAAUGUUGAGUCAAGAAAGCCAUAAUUUUCAAUAGAGAACAUGGUUAAAACUGUGUAAAAUCAGGGCAUUUUUGUGUAGAGUUUUGCAGAAAUCAUUAAGAGAAUUGGAAUGUGUGUGAAAACAUUUUAAAAAUUUUGAGAAAUGGGUCUUUGUUUUGAGAACUGAAUGAAUGGUUUUGGGAAAUUAUCACAAAUGAAUCAGUGUGUUAGCAAUCAAGAAAAACUGUGAUACAGACCCAUAAAACAGGACACAGUAAUAAACAUCAGUAGGCUAUUUAUCAACAUAUAUUUUACUAAAACACCAUAAUAAAAAUGCCCUGCAGAAAAUCA